CGGCCACUCCAGAAAUUAUUUCUGGGUCGACUGAAUGAAUGUGGCUCUAAUUUACAGCACACCCACUGGCCACCAUGUUUGGCAGGAUAUAUAUAGAUAAACGCAGGCUCUUCAAUUCUUAAAACAGCCAUUAAUAUAUACGGAGUAUAACAUUAAUAUAUACGGAGUAUAAUUUCUUGCCACCCAAAGCUCGAUCAUAUAUCCAUGGUCCUGUACGUGUUUGAAUCGGUAGCUAGCUGCUAGGCGCAUUUGUUUUGCCGCGGCGAUCUCACAACCCUCGCUCAAAUUUACAUCCCUCUUCGCGUUCUUAGGGUAUAGGUUUAUUACCGCAGAAGGCUAUGGAUCAUCAACUCAGAAAGUUGCUUCAGGCCAAUAUAAACAGAUUGGGGCUAGAGAGGGAGAUGGUUUCUUCUACCGCUGAACAAUCACUGGACAGCAGUAAUAUGCAUUCCCUUGGUCCUGCUUUGGACUCUGAUCCAGAGCUGGAAUACAUUUUCCAGAUUCUACUGGAGGAGGAAAACAUUGAUGGGAACAUGCUCUUUGAUCCCAUUGCGCUUAGAGCUACUGAGAAAUCCUUUAUGGAAGCCUUGCAUGGUUACUCUUCCUCACCUUUUCACAGCAAUGAUGUUGAUCCCAUUGAACCUGUGGCAUCUGAUUGGAGCUACAAUAUUGAUCCCAUUAAAUCUCAAUCAUCUAUUGCAUGUGAUCUUCCGAAUCUCACCAUCCAGCCGUCAUUAAGCAACACUAACUCGGGUGGGCUAAAUGGGGAUUUAUGUAGCCUGGAUAGCCUUAAUAUGGUUCCAAAUAUAUCAAGUAAUGAUUAUCUUGAAUCCAUUUUGAAAUCACAGAUGGGUGUGGAGCAAGCUGAUAAGUACCAAUCCCGACCAGAGAUCAAAGAUGUUGUUUCCAAUAUAGAGAAAGACCAAUUAGCUGAUCUGUGUAGAGGAAAGAAGCAUUACCAUUCAGAUGAAAGUGGGUUAGAAGAAGAAAGGAGGAUGAAGCACUCUGCAAUCUAUAAGGAGGAGGUUGAGUUAUCAGAAGUGUUUGAUAAGGUUUUGUUGUGUGCUGAUGACGACGACUCUCCAGCUAGAGUCGGCCGCACACAACAAAAAGGGCGAACUGGGCGCAAGAGCCAUUCAAAGAAAAGAAGUGACAGUUGUGAAAGUGUGGAUUUGGAGGCUCUUUUGACUAGUUGUGCACAAUCUGUUGCUAAUGCUGAUUAUAGCGCCGCGCAAAAUAAAUUGAAGAAGAUUAGGCAGCACGCUUCGCCAGUUGGCAAUGCUAUGCAAAGGCUCACUAAUUAUUUUGUUGAUGGUCUUGCUGCACGGCUAGAUGGAACUGGGACACAGUUGUGUGCAACUAUAUCUGAAUCUCCUAAUGAGAGCAUAAUAACUGAGAUGCUAAAAUCCAAAUUAUCACCUUUGCCAUUUAUGAGAGUAUCCUAUUUCUUUAGAAAUAAAACGAUUUACGAACUAGCAUCAGAAGCUGAAUCACUGCACGUUAUAGAUUUUGGUAUUCUUCACGGUAUUCAGUGGCCUACUCUUAUUCGUGAUCUUUCAGAAAGGCCCGGUGGUCCUCCAAAACUUCGAAUAACAGGGAUUGAGCUUCCCCAACCUGGUUUCCGUCCAUCGCAAAUGGUAGAGCAGACUGGUUGUCGGUUGGGAAAAUAUAGUGAGCGUUUUGGUGUACCAUUUGAGUACAAUUCAAUAACAUCAAAGAAUUGGGAGACACUUAAAAUUGAUGACUUCAAACUUGCAAAUGUUGGUGAGGUGGUUGUUGUUAACUCUGCUGGUCGACUCGAAUCCCUAUCGGAUGAAACACUAGUUGUUGGGGACGGCCUCUGCCCCAGAGAUGCGGUUUUAAAUUUAAUCCGGGAAAUAAAUCCUGAUGCAUUUGUGCAGUCUAUACGUAAUGAAGCCACCAACUCUCCUUUCUUUCUCACUCGGUUUCGAGAGACUCUCUUACACUACUCUGCUGCCUUUGAUAUGUUUGAUGCUACUUUACCAAGCCAUAGUCAAGAGAGGUUGACUUUCGAAAAAGAAUUUGUGGGACGUGAUAUAAUGAAUAUCAUUGCAUGUGAGGGAAAAGAAAGAUCACAUAAGUGUGAAACAUACAAGCAGUGGCACUCUCGAAAAAUAAGAGCUGGGUUGAAACCCGUUCCCAUAAACCCUAAAGUUUUGAAGGACUACAGAAUCAAGGCGAGAGCAGGAUAUCAUAAAGAUUUUCUUUUUACCGAAGACGGCCAUUGGAUCCUGCUGGGUUGGAAAGGUCGGAUUAUUGGUGGCAGCUCUUGUUGGGUAAGUGCGCGCCGGACUUAGCUUGCAACCUUUGACAAUAACUAUUGUGAAGCAAUCUUUCCGCAUGAAGUAACCUUUUGAGCAAUAUUGCAAUUCACAUUUCAUGCUUUUCGUAUCUUUACAGCGUAGCCCACAAGUAGUUGUUUUCGAAAUUUAAAGCCAUAAGCUGUGGUCAAGAAAAGUUCUUUACUCUUUAGAGAUCAUCCGUGAAGGUCAUUUUCUAGCUUUGAACUUUUUAUUUAGAAAAUUGCAGUUGAUUACAUCCUAUCAAAGUUAAGUGUUUGAGACUUAAGAGACUGUUUAAAUACUUUUUCCAUUCCAAAAUAAGGGUAAGUAUUUCUCUUUUGAAUUGUCCCUAAAGGUUAUGUUUCCAUUUUUAGACAAAUUAUAUUCCAUAUCAUUCAUACUUUAUUAAAUGGGAUUUUUGACCCACCGCUUACAAUGUUGUUAUGUGACUCAUAUGUCACAUGUUCAAAUCUUAAGAAUUGUCUCUUGUAAAAAUGAUAAGGAAAGUUUGCCCUUUAUACACCAUUAUGGCGAGGACGCACUGAGC
Molecule: messenger RNA, 2850 nt
Organism: Cuscuta epithymum
Lineage: Eukaryota; Viridiplantae; Streptophyta; Magnoliopsida; Solanales; Convolvulaceae
Source: the annotation of a GenBank genome assembly